AUGCAGGAUGAUGAGGAGUUUGAAAUGUUGUUAGGUGAGAUCCCUCAUGCAACAUCACAUCAUCAACAUAAGAAACGUGAUGAUAAUCAUGUGAAUGAGUCAUUUAAUGGCAUGUAUGGCCUUAGGUACGAAGGAACGUCAAGUCGUUAUCAUAAGCAUACAUGUGUUUCCCCUGUAAGCGGUUUCUCUUUACACUCGGAUGGUUCUUCCUCGAGUCUGUUUUCUGAAAAAGGAUCACCUCCAUUACAAGACCUUAAGCCGCAGCACUUGCCCGCUGCACUGGUCAUGGAUUCGGCUGUCAGGGACAGAGCCAGUAGUACUAGUGAUGGCUUGAUUGGUGAAUUUGGUCUGUUUAGAAAUCGUAGUAAAAUGUAUAUUAGAAAUGAUCAAGAGAAGGUUGAUUCCAGUUUUAGAGAUUUUCCAUUCGAAUCCGAUGUGAUCCUACUCAAUAAUCCGAUCAAUGUUGAGAAGUACAGGGCCGGUGACGGAAUAAGGAAGGGGUUUCCUGGUUUUAUAGGAAUUCAGCCCACUGUUCCAAUGAGUGCUCCAUUGAAUUUCAAUGGUGGGAUGAAUAUGGCGUUUCCCCAUGAUGGUUUGAUUUCUGAUCAGGGAAUGGGUUGUUGGAGUGGUGCAAUGGGAUCUCCUUGGCAGAAAAAGGAACAUACAUGUAAUUAUCACCACCAGGAUGGAGAUUCUGUAUUGAACUUAAGGGCUUCUAUGAGUAAGCUUUCGGUGAACGAUGCUUUAGUCCAUGGAAAACGAAACGGUCUGAAUUGGAACGGAGGUCAUGCUUCUCCUAGGUUGAUUCAAGCAACCCCUCGUGCAAGUGUCGAAAAUCUGCUACAUCGUGGGCUGCCACAAGCCAAUGGGAUGGCUAGAGGACACUCAAAUGCUAGAAUCCCACUCGAAGGUCUCAAGGCUUUUACUAGAGAAGAUAGUUUCAUUAUUCAAGGGGAGAAUUUAAAUUAUAUGGUCCAUAAGGGAAUUGAUUGUCCAAGGGAGCAAAACAAGGGUUUUCUGCAGGAGAUCGGUGCGAGUGAGCGUCAAGAGAGAAGGUCACAACUGAAUGGUUGGUCUCAAAUGGAAGCAGCUCGUGGAAAUGUUGAGAAUUCUAAGUUAUAUAGCCAUUUCUCUUUGCCACCAAAGUGUAACUCUUUGGCAGAAGCUCAUGGAUACAUAUACUUAAUAGCAAAAGAUCAACAUGGCUGUCGGUUCUUACAGCGGGUAUUUGAUGAGGGUUCCCAACUGGAUGUGCGAAUAAUAUUUAAGGAGAUCAUUGAUCAUGUAGUUGAACUUAUGAUGAACCCUUUUGGGAACUAUCUCAUGCAGAAGUUAUUAGAAGUAUGUAAUGAAGAACAGAGAAUGCAGAUUUUAUUAAUGGUUACUGAAGAACCAGGGCAACUUGUCAAAUAUCUCUGA
Messenger RNA from Hibiscus syriacus, 1419 nucleotides. RefSeq lists its product as uncharacterized. Gene Ontology annotation, molecular function: mRNA binding. Lineage: Eukaryota; Viridiplantae; Streptophyta; Magnoliopsida; Malvales; Malvaceae. Gene Ontology annotation, biological process: post-transcriptional regulation of gene expression. The transcript has a single exon. Gene Ontology annotation, cellular component: cytoplasm. Bases 1 to 1419 code for a protein of 472 amino acids. The record is from RefSeq and is a predicted model, not a curated record.